CUCCCAUCCAUGCGCUUAAGAUGAGAGAGACAUUUUAGUAGUUGUAGAGAGAGAAAGUAAGAGAGAGAAGGGGGGAAGGAAGGAGUUUUGGGAGAGGGUUUAGGUAGACCAACUGGUAGUUAGAGAUUGAACUCCUUAACCAAACACCAUCAACAGCAAGAAAACCAGGUCAAGCAUCACCACCAACUUAGAAAGAAAAAUAGAAAGAAAGCAAAAGCUAGAAAGAGAAUCCAUUAAAAGAGAGAGAGAAACAGAGAUUGGAAAAAGAAAGUUAUGAUUUUCUUUUGGAGAAGGGUUUGAAUUCCUCUGAUAAAAGAAACCCUUUUUACACAAAUUUAUAUCUCUAUAUAUAUAUAUAUAGAGAGAGAGAGAGAGAGAGAGAGAAUUGGGUGUCUGUGUCUGUAACUCUCAUCAUCACGUGGGUAUUGAUGGUGUGAUGGAUAGAGAAUAUAUGAUUGAUUAGUAAAACGAGCAAAGGGUUUAUGAUUUUUGUACUUUGAAGAACUUUAAUAUAUAUAUUUAUAUAUAAAGUUCAUUUUCUGGGUUUUCUUUUUCUUUUUCAAUUUUAUUUUUUUCACGAAUUGAUUGGUUUGUCUGUGUGUGUGUGUUUGAUGAAAAAGAGGUUGUUUUGUUUCUCGGGAUCGGUUUGUCUCUGUUCAGCCGAUCGGAGCUUUUCUGUUCCCCACAAUACCCACAACUCUUGCUCGUUUUCAGCUCUCGGAGCAACUAGGUAAUCCAACACAUAUCAAGUUCUUAGACUGAAUAGAGAGAAAAGGAUCAAUGGCUACUUUCUUCCCCAACUCAAAUGACCAAAGAUAUGCUGCUCCAAUGCUUUACUUAAGGGAAUCAUUACCAAGUUCUUACUCCGAAUCACCGGUCAUUCCUUCUAACAUGAUGAUGUAUGUGAACAACUAUUCUUCUUCUUCGGGGCCAUGUACCGACACGUUGGCAGGGAAUUCCAAUGACAUUCCCCCCGGGGCCGCUUCUGCUUCCACUCCGCCACAUCAGGAAAUCCUAUCGAAUCUUGGAGGGUCCCGAAUUGGAGAGCACGAUUUCAAUGGAUGGGGCAAUGGUAGAGGUGAAAUGCCAUUUAUGCCCCCAAUGGGUAGUGCCAUUGGUAUUCUUCAAGGUGUGCAAAAUUUGCAGGGUCAAGGACUGUCCCUUAGCCUAAGUACCCAAAUCCCAUCCACGGGGCAAGUGCCUUCUAUGGAGUACCGGGGUCCUAAUUCAGGUUUUUCCUCGUUCUUGAACCCUCUGUCGAUUUCAGGGGAAGGUCUCGGAGGCAAUUCAGAUUCAAUGAAACCAGAUAUGUCUGCUUAUGGAAUGUCUAGUGUUGCAAGGAUUAUUCCCAAUUCAAAGUACUUGAAAGCAGCUCAACAACUGCUUGAUGAGGUGGUUAAUGUACGGAACGCUCUGAAACAGCAGGACUCGAAGAAAGGCCCAACAAACAACUUGAAAGAAGAUGAUCAUGGCGGAUCAAAGAAUGAAACCACAUUGCCGAGUGGAGGAGUGUCUUCAAAUCCACAAGACUCAGCCAGUAACUCGCCUAGCGAGCUUUCAGCAGCUGAAAAACAGGAUCUGCAGAACAAGUUGACAAAGCUUUUGUCCAUGUUGGAUGAGGUUGAUAGAAGGUACAAGCAAUAUUAUCACCAAAUGCAAAUUGUGGUAUCAUCAUUCGAUGUCAUAGCAGGGUGUGGAGCAGCAAAACCAUACACUGCACUUGCCCUGCAGACAAUUUCACGCCACUUUCGUUGCUUGCGCGACACAAUAACUGGCCAGAUUCGAGUGUCGAGGAGAAGCCUUGGAGAGCAAGAUGCUUCAGCAAAUGGAAAAGGCGUUGGAAUUUCACGCCUUCGAUAUGUGGAUCAACACCUCAGGCAACAGAGAGCGCUUCAACAACUUGGUAUGAUGCAACAACACGCGUGGCGGCCACAGAGGGGGCUGCCUGAAAGCUCGGUUUCUGUUCUUCGUGCUUGGCUAUUUGAACAUUUCCUUCAUCCCUAUCCUAAAGAUUCUGAUAAGAUCAUGCUGGCAAGGCAGACAGGCUUGACAAGAAGUCAGGUCUCAAACUGGUUUAUAAAUGCACGGGUGCGUCUCUGGAAGCCCAUGGUUGAAGAGAUGUACAAAGAAGAAGCCGGUGAUGCAGAGAUGGACUCAAAUUCUUCAUCUGAAGUUGCACCUAAAGCAAUGAAUGGCGAUGAUAUCAGUGCAUCCGAGGAUAGAGGUGAAGAUUUACAACAUGGUGCAACUUCCACAGCAACCGAACAAUGUAGCACUGGACAACAAUUCCUUGACUCCAAACACGACCAUGUUCCUGACUUAGAAAUGUUGGGAACAACUUCCAAUACCAAUUUCCAAAACGGGACUCAUGGAGGAACAGAAAUUGAAUAUGGGGUAGCGAAAACAAGGCCUAGUGUGGAUGAGGGUAGUGUUUUCCCGGAUACAAUUGUUGAGUCUGAUGGAGGUACUGGGAGGUAUAUGACAAGUGCAUACCACUUCUCAGAGUUGGGGCGGUUUGGAAAUGGGAUCGGUGUGUCACUCACUUUAGGAUUGCAGCAUUGUGAGGGUGGUGGUGGCAUCCCCAUGUCCGUCGAUCAGAAUCAUCACGGUUUCGUUUCUGUCCGAGGGGAUGAGGUAUACAAUACCGCAUCUUCCUCCAUGGGGCCUCAGACAUCAGAUUUUGACACCAUGGAUUCUGGAAACCGGCAACACAGAUAUAGCUCAUCCCAUCUUUUACAUGAUUUUGUAGCAUAA
Camellia sinensis is the source of this 2754-nucleotide messenger RNA. Its product is annotated as BEL1-like homeodomain protein 7. Gene Ontology annotation, molecular function: DNA binding. Gene Ontology annotation, biological process: regulation of DNA-templated transcription. NCBI's taxonomy places the organism in Eukaryota, Viridiplantae, Streptophyta, Magnoliopsida, Ericales, Theaceae. The record is from RefSeq and is a predicted model, not a curated record.